This is a messenger RNA of Closterium sp. NIES-65, 647 nucleotides long. Lineage: Eukaryota; Viridiplantae; Streptophyta; Zygnematophyceae; Desmidiales; Closteriaceae. The record is from the annotation of a GenBank genome assembly.
GAGAGAGAGAGGGGAUGGGGGGAAGGGGAUGGGGGGAAGCAGGGAACGGGAUGGGGGGAAGCAGGGAAGGGGAUGGGGGGAAGGGGAUGAGGGGAAGCAGGGAAGGGGAUGGGGGGAAGGGGAUGGGGGGAAGCAGGGAAGGGGAUAGGGCAGAGGGAUGGGGGAAGCAUGGCCGAAGGAGGGACGAAGCAGGGCGGAGGGAAGGGGGAAGCAGGGGGGAUGGAGGGGGGAAGCCGGGAGGAGGGAGGGGGGAAGCAGGUGAGGCAAAGGAGAAUAGAUUGGGGGGUGAACAGAGCUGCCCUUCACCCUCUAUCUCUCCACCUGUGUCCUUCCCCCUCUGUCUCUCCCCCUCUGUCCUCCCCCCUAUUCCUCGCCACCUGUUCUGUCUCUCCCCCUCUGUCCUUCCCCCUCUUCCCCUUGUCCUUCCCCUUCUGUCCAUCUCAUCUCCUCCGCCCGUUCCCUUCCUGUUCCCCGCCCAUCAAUCAUUAUUUCACUGUGGCACCAUCCGCCCCUCAGCUGUCCAUCCCCCUCUGUCUCUCCCCCUCUGUCCUUCCCCCUCUUCCCCUUGUCCUUCCCCUUCUGUCCUUCUCAUCUCCCCCGCCCAUUCCCUUCCUGUUCCCCGCCCAUCAAUCAUUAUUUCACUGUGA